Messenger RNA from Bombus pascuorum, 1932 nucleotides. It is a transcript of the gene eEF1delta, whose product is annotated as probable elongation factor 1-delta. The coding region runs from base 201 to 1463 and encodes 420 amino acids. The transcript is spliced from 9 exons. NCBI's taxonomy places the organism in Eukaryota, Metazoa, Arthropoda, Insecta, Hymenoptera, Apidae. Gene Ontology annotation, molecular function: 5'-3' DNA exonuclease activity; translation elongation factor activity; damaged DNA binding. Gene Ontology annotation, cellular component: eukaryotic translation elongation factor 1 complex; cytosol. Gene Ontology annotation, biological process: translational elongation; double-strand break repair via nonhomologous end joining; protection from non-homologous end joining at telomere. The record is from RefSeq and is a predicted model, not a curated record.
GUAACAGUGUAGUAAUAAGGUACUCUAGUGACAUCUUCUUUCACUGAUCGAACAUUGCUGUUUCUAUUUCUUUUCAAUUGGCACGUUAUAUGCGGCGUACAGAAAUUUUGGCGAGCAGACAGUUGUUGCAUCAAUCUGACAAUCUGUAACGAGUCAAGAAAUUUAUUUGCAUCUUUAUUAUUGAAUAUAUCAUCUAAACCAUGGAGAAAGCAGCAUUAGCACGAGAGAAGGUAUGGUUUGACAAACCAUCCUAUGACAAGGCAGAACGAUUAUACUUUGAAAGAAUGGCCAAGGUGGUGUCUCAUAAAAUUAUGGAAAGCUGCUCGCUUAAAUCUGAAGUUUCUGUAAUUAAUAACUGUCAAGAUAAUUCCCUUUUGACUAAAACAAGGUCUGAAAAAUCUAAAGAUAAUAAGUUAUUGAUUUCUGAGAAUAUUUCAAAUGAUAUAAAGAAUUCUAAGUGUCAAAUAAACGCAUCAAAGAUUAAUAAAGAUGAAGAAAAAUUGAAUAUACAAAAAAAAGAAAAUAUAGAAGAAAAGCAAAAGUCUGAUAAUAUCAAAAAUGACUUAAAAGAGAAAGAGAAGGAGAAUAGUUCUUCAAAUGAUGCAUCUAAAAAGUAUAAUACGAAAGAAGUAAAAGAGAAAAAGAAUAAAGCAGAUACAAGACACAGAAAUAGAAAACACAAAAACGAUACUAAGGAAAUAAAAGAAAAUGUUACUCCAUUAAUAAGGAAUAAGCAGCAGUUACCUAUUCAGGGGAAUCAACAAACUGCUAGUCCCAUUCUAUCUGCUGGUGGAAGUUUAGCCAAUGAGGUUGCCAAGGCUCGUCAACAUAUUAAACAGUCUUUACAGUGUAUGGAUGAUAUUGCAGCUGUUGCUGGUUUCAGUACUCCAAAUGAUAAUAAAAAGGAUAUUAUAGAAUGUAGUGUCUUCCAAGAACUACAAAAUGCUGUUGAAAAAUUGGAGGAACGUGUAAAAGCUCUUGAGGACAAGAUUUUCGUAUCUGCUGUUCCAACAUUAGCAGUUUGUCCCGCUAAACCUCAACCAGCUUCAAAACCAGCACAAGAAAAAGCUGAUGACGACGAAGAUGUUGAUCUUUUCGGUUCAGAUUCAGAGGGAGAAGAUGCAGAAGCUGCAAAAAUUAGGGAAGAAAGACUGGCUGCAUAUACUGCAAAGAAAGCUAAGAAGCCAGUCCUGAUUGCAAAGUCAAAUAUCAUAUUAGACGUAAAACCAUGGGAUGAUGAAACAGAUAUGAAAGCAAUGGAAGAGGAAGUUCGAAAGAUCGAAACCGAUGGUCUUUUGUGGGGAGCGUCAAAACUUGUUCCGCUUGCCUUUGGAAUUCACAAACUUCAGAUUUCGUGUGUCGUAGAAGAUGACAAAGUUUCUGUAGAUUGGCUUACAGAAAAGAUUCAGGAAAUCGAGGAUUAUGUACAAAGCGUAGAUAUUGCAGCUUUUAAUAAAGUAUAAAAUAUUAACGAAGUUUCCUUCGUAGAAAAAUAUCUGACGGUUCUAAUUGCAAUCAGGCAUUGGUCUGUUGUGCCAUCUUUUCAUUCCACUAGCAAUAUCUACUUUGAUAAAUACAUUGCAUACGUGUCCUAUAUAAAACGCGACUGUCCAAAAAUGAAGAACCUAGUUAUUGUACUCCAACUUUAAUAUUCGAUGUGUCAAUUUAUCAAAUCGUUUCUAAAAAUACUCGGGUAAAUUUUUAAACUGUGGUUGUAUGAUCAAUAUAUUCUUUAUAAAGAAAAAUAUAAACAUUAAAUGUUUUAAAUAUAAUUCGAUAUAUAAAAUUGUAAUAUCAAGUAGGAACAUUUCAUUUGCUAAUGAUACCGAUCAUUAACAAUAUUGUAGGUAUAUGUGUAAUACCAAGUACCAGUACCAUUUUUAAUUGUUUGUUUUGGAGUAUUGUUACUAUAAAUAAAAUUUGUCAACUUAA